Komagataella phaffii GS115 is the source of this 783-nucleotide messenger RNA. RefSeq lists its product as hypothetical. Lineage: Eukaryota; Fungi; Ascomycota; Pichiomycetes; Pichiales; Pichiaceae. The coding region runs from base 1 to 783 and encodes 260 amino acids. The transcript has a single exon. The record is from RefSeq and is a predicted model, not a curated record.
AUGACAGAUUUUUUGUCCAAGACCAAGGAGAUUCAACACAAAAUAGAUUCGGUCACCACGAUCACUGAAUUGUAUCCUCUCAGGUUACAGAUCAAUGAUCUCUUUCAACAUCAGGGCUCUUACCUUCAAUACGACCAAAAGUUGUACAAAGAAGCUUCUGAUUUGCUGAUCAAUGAACUUUUGCAGAAGAAAAAGCUCCUAUCAAAACAGGGCAAAUUCAGGUUUAGUAAUCGUCAGCUUUUGCAUCGUUUGUGCCAAAAACAGGCUCCACGAUCCAGAUCGACCCUUAAAGAUUCUACAAACACGAUCCAGUCCCAUGUCAGCCCCAUACGGACGUAUCAAUGUAUCAAAAUUGUUUCCGAAACUUCGAUAACUGAGCAACGUCUGGAUCAUGUGGUUUUAAAAGUGGUCGCUCCCUCCACACACAUCUCCAACAUCUCAAACUGUAUCCUCUUCCUAAACAUCAAGGGCCCUAUCUACAUGUCCAGUGUAAAAAACUGUUUCAUAAUUUCAAACUCAUAUCAACUUAGACUUCAUAAAGUCACCAACUCAGUCAUCGACGCUUGUAUUGCCAAAGACGACAAGAGAAUAACGAUAGAGAAUUGUUCUAAACUACUGGUGAAUCCCUGUGUACAAGUGGAUGACUUCAAUUGGCCAAACAGCUCACAGAGUCCAAACUUCAAAUUCAAAAUAGUCCCAUCCCCCCUUGAAUGCAAUUUCAAAGAAGGGCCCAUAAGAGAUGGCCUAAUAGUAAUUGAUAGGCUACGAGAUGAGGCAUUCUAA